This is a messenger RNA of Pelobates fuscus (common spadefoot toad), 1754 nucleotides long. It is a transcript of the gene RAB40B, whose product is annotated as RAB40B, member RAS oncogene family. Gene Ontology annotation, biological process: protein localization to plasma membrane; intracellular signal transduction. The record is from RefSeq and is a predicted model, not a curated record. Lineage: Eukaryota; Metazoa; Chordata; Amphibia; Anura; Pelobatidae. Gene Ontology annotation, cellular component: endosome; synaptic vesicle; plasma membrane. The transcript is spliced from 7 exons. Gene Ontology annotation, molecular function: GTPase activity; GTP binding. The coding region runs from base 209 to 1045 and encodes 278 amino acids.
GCUGAGCUCGCUUCCACUCGGCUGGCAGAUCGGACCGAGAGCGGAGCGGAGAGCAUUGUGGGAGGUUGAUUAAGUAAUUGGAUCCUUUGUAAACUCUUCUAGAUCGUCCAUAUUCUGGAGUCUGAGACUGCCAUGUGCUGUGGAUUUGUAAGCUCAGAACAGCUUCUUCCCAUGAUGGGCUGACUGAGGUGGCUCUCUCUGGAGGAGAAUGACACACAGGGCUAGCCCGGUGAAAGCAUACGACUUUCUCUUGAAGUUUUUGCUGGUCGGCGAUAGUGAUGUCGGUAAAGGAGAGAUUCUGGCCAGCCUGCAGGACGGAUCCACGGAAUCUCCGUACGGGUACAACAUGGGAAUUGAUUACAAAACGACAACCAUACUGUUGGAUGGUCGGCGGAUAAAAUUACAGCUCUGGGACACAUCAGGGCAAGGGCGGUUUUGCACUAUUUUUCGUUCAUAUUCCCGCGGUGCUCAGGGCGUGAUUCUCGUUUAUGACAUCACCAAUCGGUGGUCUUUCGAUGGAAUUGAUCGAUGGAUAAAGGAGAUUGAUGAGCAUGCCCCAGGAGUGCCCAAAAUCCUGGUGGGAAAUCGCCUCCAUUUGGCGUUCAAGCGGCAGGUGUCUACGGAACAGGCACAGAGCUACGCCGAGCGGCUGGGGAUGACUUUCUUUGAAGUUAGUCCUUUGUGCAACUUUAACAUCACAGAGUCCUUUACAGAACUGGCACGGAUUGUGUUAAUGAGACACGGAAUGGACAGACUCUGGAGGCCAAACAAGGUGUUGAGCCUGCAAGACCUCUGCUGCCGAGCCAUUGUGUCCUGCACCCCAGUACACCUAGUGGACAAACUCCCUCUCCCAGUUGCCUUAAGAAGCCAUUUGAAAUCCUUCUCCAUGGCCAAUGGCCUAAAUGCAAGGAUGAUGCACGGACGAUCCUAUUCUCUCACUGCCAACAACGCUAACAAGAGAAACAGCCUCAAAAAAGCCAAGAUUAUCCGCCCUCCCCAGAGCCCCCCUAAAAACUGUACCAGAAAUAGCUGCAAGAUCUCGUAGUCACUGGCCAAUGAGAUGCAUAGCUUAAGUCGAUGCAGGGCUGUGGACCCCCCCCAUAACUGAGGUGGAUGACGGCAAACACAAUUCCUUAUGUGAUUUAACUUAGGACAAUAAAGGAAAAUUUUCCAUUUUCCUGGUAACAAUGCUGCUUUGAUAUGGAUCAUUGGACUUGUUCCUAGACGUUUGUGAAACAUUGGUGUGGAGGUUAUUGCUGCGUAUAAAAUGCAUGGAACGUUUUUGUGUUUUGUUUUCUCCCCCCCCCGCUCCCCCUAUUUUUAUGUUUUUUCCUUCAUGUGUGCUUAUAAAGGGAAUUAUUUUUGCAUUACUCAUAGCUUGUAAUGACACCUGCAAUUUGUCACACAUUAUUGUGCGAUACGUGAACUACACUUUUGUAUUUUUCUUUUUUCUUUUUUUUUCUUUUUUCUUGGAAGGUAAGCGGCUUUGCAAAAUCAUUGCAUUUGUGGCAGGCAGGAACGUUUGUACAGUACCCACUGCCACCGCAGCGUGCACAAAGUGGAGACCGCAAGGUAUUAAUUUAGAGUUUUGCAAUCUUCAGGCACUACAACAUUAAAUGCAGAAGUGUACAGAGAAUUUAAAUGCACUCACAAUGUGUAAGACUUGUGUAUGAAAACAGGUUAUUUGAUAUAUUUUUUUUCUUUUUCUUUUCUGAAUUUGUUAUUUAAUACUAUUUGGGAUUAAUCAGUGAAUA